AGGUUUGCUGCUUACGUGUCGGCGGAGCCCGGCCGGGAUGGGCAGGAAGAGAUGAGCCCGGUAGAUGAGACAAGAUGUGGCUGAGACCGGAGGAGGUCUUGUUAAAGAACGCAUUGAAGCUAUGGGUGACCGAGGAGUCCAACCCUUACUUCGUGCUGCAGAGGAGGAGGGGGUAUGGAGAGGAGGGAGGGGGUCUGACAGGUCUUCUUGUUGGAACACUUGAUGCUGUUUUAGAUUCUACUGCUAAAGUAGCACCAUUCCGGAUUCUUCACCAAACCCCAGACUCGCAGGUGUACUGGUCUAUAGCAUGUGGGGCCAACAAAGAAGACAUUUUAAAACACUGGAAAUGGCUAGAGCUAAAUGUAAUGAAGACUUUGUCAGUAUUUGAUUCAAGUGAUGAUAUAACCAGUUUUGUUCAAGGAAAAAUAAGAGGUCUCAUUGCUGAAGAAGGAAAGGGCUCCUUUGUAAAAGAAGAAGAUCCUGAAAAAUUCAGAGAAGCCCUUAUGAAAUUUGAAAAAUGUUUUGGCUUACCAGACCAGGAGAAAUUGGUGACUUACUACUCGUGCAGUUACUGGAGAGGAAGAGUUCCGUGCCAGGGUUGGCUGUAUCUGAGCACCAACUUUCUUAGUUUUUAUUCUUUCCUGCUGGGUUCUGAGUUAAAACUCAUAAUUUCAUGGGAUGAAAUCUCCAAACUGGAAAAGACUUCCACCGUCCUGCUCACAGAGAGUAUACAUGUGUGCUCGCAUGGAGAAGAUCACUAUUUUUCUAUGUUCAUGCACAUUAACGAGACCUUUCUAUUGAUGGAGCAGUUGGCAAGUUACGCUGUCAGGAGGCUCUUUGACAAGGAGACUUUUGAAAAAGAUCCUGUAUUAAAUGAUCCUUUUCAAAUUACAAAACGAGGCUUGGAGAGCAGAGCACAUAGCGAACAGUACAGCUCCUACUUCCGGUUGCCCAGAGAAGAAUCUCUGAAAGAAGUUCACGAGUGCUUCCUGUGGAUCCCAUUCAGCCACCUUAAUACUCUGGGCAAGAUGUGCAUUUCUGAAAACUACAUUUGCUUUGCGAGCCAUGAUGGCAGCCUUUGCAGUACAAUUAUCCCACUAAGAGAGAUUGUUGGUAUCGAAAGAUCAGCUGCAUCAAUAAGGGCUAUCACCAUUAGCACCAAAGGGAAGAUAAUAUUCCGCUUUACUGAUGUCCGAGAUUUUGAAUCACUGGUGACAAGAUUGCGAGCAAAAUGUCCUGUGACAAGUCCUCAGCAUACCACGUACACUGAGGCUGCUUAUAUAGAUAGUUCAUCAGAUUUCCUUGAAGAACACCCUAUGGCAGCCCAGAAAGGCACCAGCAAAACAGUCAGCACAGAAGCUUUAAUGACUGUAUUCCACCCGCAAGAUGCUGAAAAUCUGGACCCUAAAAUGUUAAAAGAAAAAAUGAAGGAACAAUCAUGGAAUAUCCUGUUUACUGAAUGUGGACGUGGUGUCAGCAUGUUUCGAACAAAACGGACUCGAAGCUUAGUAUUGAGAGGCAUUCCGGAGACACUAAGAGGAGAACUUUGGUUACUUUUCUCAGGUGCUGUGAACGAUAUGGCAGCGAAUCCUGGUUACUACACAGAAGUAGUGGAGAAGUCUUUUGGAACGUGCACAUUGGCAACCGAUGAGAUUGAGCGGGAUUUGCGUAGAUCAUUGCCAGAGCAUCCCGCUUUCCAGAGUGACACCGGGAUUUCGGCACUGAGGAGAGUACUGACUGCGUAUGCGUACAGGAAUCCCAAGAUUGGAUAUUGUCAGGCAAUGAACAUACUGACUUCCGUUUUGCUUCUUUAUGCCAAAGAAGAGGAAGCAUUUUGGCUCCUGGUUGCUGUCUGUGAAAGAAUGCUUCCUGAUUACUUCAACCGAAGAAUCAUAGGUGCCCUGGUAGAUCAGGCAGUAUUUGAGGAACUCAUCAAAGUUUAUUUGCCUCAGCUGACUGAUCAUAUGAUGGACAUGACUUUCUUCUCCUCGGUCUCCCUUUCUUGGUUUCUGACACUCUUUAUUAGUGUCCUGCCUAUUGAAAGUGCUGUCAAUGUUGUUGACUGCUUCUUCUAUGAUGGGAUCAAAGCAAUCCUUCAGUUAGGACUGGCUGUUCUGGAAUUCAAUAUCGAGAAACUUCUGGUUUGUAAAGACGACGCAGAGGCCGUCACUAUUCUCAACAGGUUCUUUGAAAACGUCAUUAACAAGGACAGCCCGUUGCCAUCAGCAGUACAGCAAGCAUCAGCUCACACCAACAGAAAUCUGAACAGCACUAAAGUGGAAAUUACAGAUUUAAUCAAGGAGUCAAAUGAGAAAUUUGGGGCCAUUCGAUAUGAGGAUGUUGAAAGUAUGCGCCGAAGAAACAGGCUAUAUGUUAUCCAAACUUUAGAAACAACGACUAAACAAAAUGUGCUUCGGGUUGUGUUGCAGGAUGUAAAAUUCAACGCUGCUGAUCUGGAAGAGCUUUUUUAUUUAUUUAAGAGAGAACACUUUUUAUCUUGUUACUGGAGCUUGAACAGCAGCACCCUUAGUCAUCACGACUCAAGUUUACCCUACUUAGAACAAUACCAUAUAGACUGCCAGCAAUUCCGCACUCUUUACCAUCUGCUAAGCCCCUGGGCAUAUUCUCCAAGUGUGGACUCUCUUGCUCUGUGGACUUUUCGUUUAAUGGAUGAAAACUCUGAUGGUCUCAUCAAUUUUAAAGAAUUUGUUUUUGCAUUUGAUGUUAUGUUCAAUGGAAGUUUCACAGACAGACUGAAAUUACUCUUUAAAAUGCAUAUACCUCCAGCUUUUACUGAAGUGGGAACAUUAAGUCCAUCAGAAGAAGCUAAACUUUCCAAGGAAGAUUUAAUGCAUUUCAGCAAUCUCAAUGUAACCUCCCCUACAGAAAAUCCAAAUUCUGAAGACAAAACCAAGAGUCCUGAGAAAGGCAGAGUGAAGAUUGAUAUCCAGGCUUAUCUCAAGCAAUGGCAAGAUGAACUAGUGCGUAAAGAAGAAAGUAUCAAGAAUUUACCGAGAAUGAAUCAGAGCCAGUUUAUCCACUUUUCAAAGACCCUAUACAACUUAUUCCAUGGAGAUCCCGAAGAAGAGCUUCUGUAUCGGUCCAUUGCUGCUGUAACUAGCCUCCUUCUUCGGAUGGAGGAAGUUGGGAGAAGACUGCAGAAUCCUGCUUCACCUACCAAGAUUCCAACAGAGGAGACAUGCUCUGCAUCUAUAGAUAAGACUCCGGGCAAAGACUCUGAUCCUCAGGCUGAAAAUAUAAUACCACAACCUUCCAAAGAAAGCACUGAAUGGUCUUUCGCCUUUGAACAGAUCCUUGCAUCAUUACUGAACGAACCUCCCCUUGUGAGAUUUUUUGAGAAAUCAAUAGAUUUGAAAGCAAAGCUCGAAUAUGCCAGGGUUUCACAAAUGAAUGCUAGCAAGAGAGUAUAAACACAAUUUCCUCCCGUGCAACCACAAUUUUACAGACUAUUUGUUAAAUCUCAUGUUGCGUUUCACAAAUCAUCAUGAGAUUUAAAGCGAGCAAUCCACUCUUACCGCAGUUCUUUUUAAACAUUUGUUACACACUCUCAUUAUGCAUACUGGCAUAGGCUUUUAUUGUUACAAGUUCAUUUCUUCCAGGGAGACUAAAUCACUUUUCAUCUCCGUCUUGUUCCAAGAGAAGUAGGCAGUAAUACGCAGUAGCAGGGUAAGGUGUUCUAAAAGAAUCCAGGUUUUAUGUCAAAAGACAGGAGGAGUUCAAACACUUACUUUAUUCCGUGGAGAAUUCGAAAUAGCUUUUCAUAAAAGAAAAAUGCAGUAUAAUCUCUCCAGCUUUCAGUUGCUUAAUUGUUCUUUCCAUUGUUCAACCAUUGUUUAUAAAUGCAGUUUUUGGUACAAUACGUUUCUAUGUAAUGCGUUGUUUGCAAACAAACCAUCUGUUUUCAAACCACCUGCAGCAGAGGGAUAUUAAAUACCGAAUUUCUUAGAGGCACCCCC
Molecule: messenger RNA, 3977 nt
Organism: Pelobates fuscus (common spadefoot toad)
Lineage: Eukaryota; Metazoa; Chordata; Amphibia; Anura; Pelobatidae
Gene: TBC1D8B
Product: TBC1 domain family member 8B
Exons: 21
Coding region: 75-3431 (1118 amino acids)
Molecular function (GO): calcium ion binding
Source: RefSeq, a predicted model, not a curated record